AUGUCAACAACUCAAAUUUUGUUCAACUCUCCAGCGCUUCAUUCUUUGAAACGAGAUCAGCUAGUAAAAUUGUGCAAAAUUCAUUCAAUAAAGGCGUCGGGAAAGAACACAGACCUUGUCGAGAAACUCAAACAACAUGCGCUAAGUCUGCAGCAGGCUGAACAAGAAGCCAAUGUCACCGGCGAGGCCAAUGUCGAUAUGGACGACAUCGAGGUCGCCGUUCAGGCGCGAUUAGACUUGUCACAAGAAGCAGAGCACACCGAUAACUCGAAUGCGCCAGAUCGUCGACAAAUGCCUAGGCCCAGCGAACAAUGGGAGGUCGUCAUGGAUAGCAUCGACGAAGAAGAAGAAGAUUCUUCCCAGAACACAGUCUCAUCCAAAGGAACACUUCGAACGAUUGGUGGUAGUGGUAAUACAACACUGGCAGGAGAGUUUGGCACCGGGGGAUCAAAAACUUCAUUAAUGUCCUCUUCGCUCAAAGCAUUUGCGACUUCGCUUGGCCUCAAUCGUACAAAGGGAGGGUCCGCGCAUUCCGUUGCUAACAUGUCUACCAGCAUGUCCGACACUUCGUUUGCCUCGAUACCUUCUAGUGUACCGUCCUUACCAAAUACCAUGAAGAAACUAGAUGAUCAAGGGGAACUCAUCGCUACUUCUGCGCCAUACUCGUCACUGCCUCAGUCGAACAACCCCCCACAAACCGAUCAUUUGACCUUCGUCCCUCCUUCACCAUUUCCCGGAGCAUUUGUAGACGACAGCGAUCCUAUGGCCAUGACAGAGGAUGCUACCCCUUUGCCCGGACACCCACUUCGCCCUGGUCGACCUGCGCCUUCAGCACCCAAUGUCCGAAUGAGCCUUGGUUUAAAUACGCCUGCAAGAGGUGCGGCACCAACGACCACUAUCCGUUUAGUUUCAGGAAGCGUACCCAACGUUGCAUCCUUAUUCAACGACCCCGAUUCUGGGGAUAAGACGACUACAUCAUGGGGAGAUACUACGUGGGCCGGUGGCGACACCCCGAAGCUUAAACCGUUUGCUACUUCCUUCGAUCUGGUUUUAGGCAGUCCUGGCCCCUUGUACCCUCCUUUGCCACUCGAUGAACUAGUGAACGCUCAAGCAGGACGACAGGCCUCGAGUUCCAAACCACAGUCCAUUGACGCGGUGCUCGGUACACCCUCCAAGAAAGCGCAGAAUAACGCGAAGUCUACCCUCUCUCCUCCGCCGAAAGCACCGUUUGUAUUCGGCUCACCUCUGCCGCAGCAUCGUAUAUCCAAUGCGCAGUUCCAGGAUGCUGCCAAAAGUGUGCUGGACGAGAUGAACCAAAGGUUGGCCGGCGAAGGCGUUCAGAGCGUCAGUACCGACGUGCUGAAACAACUGGACCCAUCUCGGCGCGUUAACCUAUCCGACGCUCUGAAGACUUCUUCACUCGAUACAUCACCGAGCAGAGAUCGGCAAGCAGAACGUGCUGCAGUGCGGGAGAAGUUUAAUCGAGCACACGAGGAUGCCUUUUCGAAGAUGGCUGGUAUCGACGAACCAGUCGGUGCUGGAAGGAAGAGGAAAUCUAACGUACUUCUCGAGAAAAGGGAAUCAGCUGGGGUCCGCAAGCGGUCGAGUGUCGGCGUUGCUGUGAGACAAGGAGGCAUUGGUGUUAAUCGGGCUAGCGGUGCACGGGUCAUUAGUGGUGGUAGGAAGAAAGCCGCUAGAGUCAUUCCUGGUGGGUUCGAUGAGAGUGAUAGUGCAAGCCAAGAUGAAGAUGAAGAGGCUGAGGAGACGGAAAGGGGAGGGAAACGUAUAAAGGUGCAGGAUGAGGAGGCCGCGGCGCAGGAGGCGGAGGCGGAGGUAGCUAGAAAAGAGAAGGAGCGGGAACUGGUCAAGCGCAAACUAGAGAAGAACAAAGCUGCAAGGAGAAGCAGUAUGGGUGUCGCCCGACAAAGCAUGGGUCGCGGAAGGGCAAGCCUCUCUCGAAACGCAGGUAUGUCUUCAUGGUACUUUAGGUACUUAAGAAGCAUUUAUUUAUCCACAAUAGUACCUCAACCCAAACCAAGUCGCUUUGGUUUCCUCUCCUCGGCGAAGAGCCUCGUGCAGGGCAUGUGGAAGGGGAAAAGCUCAGCCAAAGCUCCAGCUGCACCCUCCAAUACUAGCAUACCCGUUCCGGCGAAAUCCGCCCCUCUCUCAUCUACAACGAAGGCCUCAACGUCCAAGAAGCCUUCAAUAGGCCCAGCUGCUGUCGCCCCUACUGGAUCUUCUGUCACCGGCGGUAGCACGAAGAGGGUUGCUAGUGGUAGCAGUAGUUCUUCCAACUUCCUACACCCCGGAGGGGCAGAGAAGUCGAACACUGUGAAGUCGAAUUCGAGCUCCCGAUCCCGCAGCCCCAUUCCAUCCUUCAAUACCCCCAGCGGAAGCAAAGCCAGUCUUGGAAGAACCAGUACAUCUGGUGCCGUGUCCUCGAUUGGAACGAGGAGUGGAACAAGGCAAAAUCCUACAGGCACACGGAGCAGCACCGCCGGCACCACUUUGAACUCAGUGGGCACGCGAACUACGUCGGGAAUAUCAUCGUUGGGAACUAGGACUAGUAGAUUGUCAUCAACAACUGUUUCAACCGACGCAGGCUCCAAGAACGCCAAAAGCAUGCCCUCUACUUCACGGCUCUCUUCCUCUUCGCGACUAAUGGCUCCAACUGCAAGUUCAUUAGCGAAGACGCACUCGAGGGGUAGCACCACUGGUCUGGACGUGGUCAAGGAGAAAGAUAAUAGUCGACCCUCGCAAGGAAUAGCGACGACACCUAGCUCUAAGCCAGGCAUUUUUAACAAACACCUGAUGUCUUCGCCUUCCGGUAUACCGACCCCGGUGAGAACAACUGGAACGUUCACGUCGUUUGGCGGUGCCGCAGCAUCUAUUGCCAGUUCACCGGUAAAAGAGGAUCAUUCUGACUUCGCACCCAAACCCAUUGCACCCAAACCGCGGUCAUUGAUUGGCCGGAAACCUAGGAUAUCACGAUCGAAAGUGAUCGCUAAACUGGCGUCGAAACGAGACGGCCCUGGUCCUAGUGGCAAGGUUAUAAGAACAAGUCUUGACCCGAGGGGUGGUGCAGGGAGGACACGGUCGAGCUUAGGUGCAAAGGCGCAACGAGAGGGUUUGGGCGGGGGACUGAAGAGCGGGAAGGCGGAAGCGGUCUUGAUGGCCAGGAAAAGAGCAAGGGCCAGCGAGUACGCUAGAAGGAAGAGCCUGAAGGGUUAUUCCGGUGAUUCCGACAUGAAGGUGGACGAUUGA
Messenger RNA from Pleurotus ostreatus (oyster mushroom), 3264 nucleotides. RefSeq lists its product as uncharacterized. The record is from RefSeq and is a predicted model, not a curated record. Lineage: Eukaryota; Fungi; Basidiomycota; Agaricomycetes; Agaricales; Pleurotaceae. The coding region runs from base 1 to 3264 and encodes 1087 amino acids. The transcript is spliced from 2 exons.